Molecule: messenger RNA, 1420 nt
Organism: Eublepharis macularius
Lineage: Eukaryota; Metazoa; Chordata; Lepidosauria; Squamata; Eublepharidae
Gene: CPB2
Product: carboxypeptidase B2
Exons: 11
Coding region: 42-1304 (420 amino acids)
Biological process (GO): fibrinolysis; proteolysis
Molecular function (GO): zinc ion binding; metallocarboxypeptidase activity
Source: RefSeq, a predicted model, not a curated record
CUUCACUGUUUCACUCGAUUUCAUUGCAAAAGGCUGCUGUCAUGAAGUUUUUCCUUUUAAUUUGUAUAGUAUGCAUCUUCAUUCAAAAGAAGUGUGUCUCUGCUUUUGAAAGGGACCAAGUUUUGUCUGCCCUUCCACGUACAGAUAGAGAUAUCGAGGUCCUUCAGAAUUUGACCGAUGCUUUUAUGAUUGUUCUUUGGCAACCUGCUUCACCCAAGAACAUAAUGAAGUAUGAAGAGGUCCACUUCUAUGUAAAUGUAUCUGAUAUAAGGGAUGUGAAGGCACAACUAAAUCACUCUACCAUUCUAUACAAAGUUUUGCUAGAAGAUAUUCACAAGCUUAUUCAGACACAAACUGCCAAUGACACAGUUAUCCCUCGUACGUCUGUAUCGUACUAUGAACAAUAUCAUUCUCUGAAAGAAAUAUACCGCUGGAUGAAACACAUAGUUUCGAGGCAUGGUGAUCUCCUCCAAAAAAUAAACAUCGGGGCUUCCUAUGAAAAACGGCCACUUUAUGUUCUGAAGAUCUCGAAUAAAGAUGCAGCACGCAAAAAUGCCAUAUGGAUAGAUUGCGGCAUUCAUGCUAGGGAAUGGAUUGCUCCAGCUUUUUGCCUGUGGUUUGUAGGACAUAUGAUUCACGUCAGUCAGACAGAUCGGACAAUGGCAAGACUUCUACAACACUUUGACUUCUAUGUCAUGCCAGUAGUAAACGUGGAUGGCUACGAAUACACAUGGACUAGUAAUCGAAUGUGGAGAAAAAGCCGCUCGCUGCAUCGCAACAAUAGUUGCUUUGGUACAGACAUGAACAGAAAUUUUGAUGCAGGCUGGUGUGGCGAAGGAGCAUCUGACGAUGCUUGUGAUGAUACCUACUGCGGUCCUUACCCUGAAUCCGAACCAGAAGUGAAAGCUGUGGUCCGAUUUCUCAGAAGGCACCGGGAUCAUAUAAAGGCAUACAUAACAAUGCAUUCGUAUUCACAGAUGGUGCUCUUUCCAUAUUCCUAUACCUUCAAUAAGAGUAAAGAUCAUGAAGAGCUGCUCUCGGUGGCGAAUAAAGUAGCGAAUGCCAUCAAAGUGAAACACUGGAACCGCUAUCGAGCUGGAUCUUCAGCGCAAACCAUCUAUUUAGCCCCUGGUGGUUCAGACGAUUGGGCUUAUGACCUUGGAAUUAAGUACUCUUUCACUUUUGAACUUCGGGAUAGAGGAACAUAUGGAUUCUUGCUUCCGCCAAGUUUAAUUAAAGCAACGUGCUCUGAAGCACUCACUGGCAUCGAAAUAAUAGUUUCCCACGUCUUAAAUAAUCAGUGAGCCCCAACAUUCUGUUUCACGGGAGAGCAUCUAUCAUUCAGUCACAGGGGCAGGUGGAGAGCUGGGUUGGAGUUAUUUGGUAUUUUUUAAUGUCAAUAAAAGCAACAUUUAUUUUU